CGAGGACUACAACGAGGAGAGCGCGGACACUUUAAAAUGUGACACGCAAUGGAUCGUUUCCAUGGUUCCGCUUCCAUCUGUCAGUUCGCGACGUUCCUUUCAGAUUAGCGUGUUUAGGUUCUGUGAGAUGUCCAGACACAGUCGGCACGGAGGAGAGACUAAAGUUUAUGUUGGGAACCUGGGAACUGGAGCAGGGAAAGGAGAACUCGAGCGGGCUUUCAGUUAUUACGGGCCUUUGAGAACUGUGUGGAUCGCCAGAAACCCUCCAGGAUUUGCCUUCGUGGAAUUUGAUGAUCCCAGAGACGCCGAAGAUGCCGUCCGUGGCCUCGAUGGCAAAGUGAUCUGUGGAACCCGUGUGCGUGUAGAGUUAUCGACAGGUAUGCCUCGCCGCUCCCGCUACGAUCGCCCGCCCACUCGGCGCCCCUUCGACCCUAAUGACCGUUGCUAUGAGUGCGGCGAGAAGGGGCAUUACGCGUACGACUGUCACCGCUACAGUCGCCGCAGACGGAGCAGGUCUCGUUCUCGUUCUCGCUCUCGUGGAAGGAGGCAUUCCCGUUCCCACUCUCACAGCCGGAGCCGAGGCAGGAGAUCGAGGUCCUUCUCUCCUCGCCGCUCUCGCUCUGGCUCUCCAAGAAGGUCCAGGUCUGGCACACCCAGAAGGUCCGGGUCUAGAUCACGAUCCAGAUCUCGCUCUCGCUCUGCUUCUCAUCCCAGGAGCAGAUCCGGCUCUGUUGGGAGAUCCAGGUCUAGAUCUGCAGCCAGGAGUUACAGUCGCUCUCCUUCCCAAACCCCUGGCAGAAGCAAGAGCCCGGUUCGUGACGACUGAGGAUCCAUUAGCUGUUUAUUUCUCUCUAUCUAGAUUUGUUUGCAUCUCAGUUUGGAAUUGAUUUCUUCACUCUCCUUUGUUCACCUGACCAAAAUGGUCAGUAUUUACCGCAGUCCAGGUAAAUCUGAUACAGAAAGAAAUUAAUUGUUGUCAUUUUCGAUAGUUGAGCUAUUAGGAAAUGACCUUUUGUGUUGUGUGUUUUGUUUAUAGAAGUAAUUUUAUCAUUGUGUAUUUCUCAUGGAAUACAGUAGAUGCUGUUUGUUUUCUGUAUACACAGGUUUGGAAUUUUUCUUUUUUAAUAAAUGUGCUUAUUAAAUUAAGUUCACGUUCACACACACACAAAAAAAAAAAAAGAAAA
Hemibagrus wyckioides is the source of this 1184-nucleotide messenger RNA. Its product is annotated as serine/arginine-rich splicing factor 7-like. Gene Ontology annotation, cellular component: nuclear speck. Gene Ontology annotation, biological process: mRNA splicing, via spliceosome. The transcript is spliced from 8 exons. Bases 62 to 826 code for a protein of 254 amino acids. The record is from RefSeq and is a predicted model, not a curated record. Gene Ontology annotation, molecular function: zinc ion binding; RNA binding. Lineage: Eukaryota; Metazoa; Chordata; Actinopteri; Siluriformes; Bagridae.